This is a messenger RNA of Aspergillus saccharolyticus JOP 1030-1, 2199 nucleotides long. Its product is annotated as putative amino acid permease. The record is from RefSeq and is a predicted model, not a curated record. The transcript has 2 exons. Gene Ontology annotation, cellular component: membrane. Lineage: Eukaryota; Fungi; Ascomycota; Eurotiomycetes; Eurotiales; Aspergillaceae. Gene Ontology annotation, molecular function: transmembrane transporter activity. Gene Ontology annotation, biological process: transmembrane transport. The coding region runs from base 267 to 1979 and encodes 570 amino acids.
UCUUAAUGCCGAUGCGGUCAAGCUGCAAGAUACGAAUACUUAUCAUGCUCCCAGGCAUGCAACUCAUGCAAGGGCGGGCUGUUUGAGUGCAAAAGCAUCACGAGUGGCACUGCACAGCGAAUGUAAUGGGCCAUUUUAUCUGCGGUGUCACAUCAAGAUUGUUACCUCCUAUUCAGCCCUGCAAGGGUUAGCCCAGUACGGCGACUUUAUUCAGCUCAAGGGGAAGGGAGGGGGGUGGCAACCGAAAAGGUCAUGGAGUUCCUAAAAUGAACCGAGCCAGAGAGCUGAAUAUUCUUCGCAUCCAAGAAGAGCGGCUCAUCGCAGGCACAUUAGCAAUGAGAGAACCCCAGAAGAAGACAAUUCAAGAUGCCUCAGAAGACAAAACUACGCACGAGCAGGUCGCAGAUAGGGAUUCUGACGAUGACCGGCUUGACAUCUUAGGCUACAAGCAGGAGCUCCGUCGCAACCGUUCCUUGACCACACUGCUCUUUCAAACACUUGCUAUGACCGCCGUUCCGUAUGGCGAGGGAGGUCCGCUCAUGGGGGCUAUCUACGGCGGCGGCCCAAUGUCGAUUUUUGUUGGCUGGAUUGUCGUCUGCGUUCUAUACCAGUGUGUAGCGAUGAGUUUGGGGGAGCUCGUCUCGCGAUAUCCUACCUCGGCCGGACCCUACUACUGGUCGCACCAGCUAGCACAGGAUCACAAGGCCCUCUUAUCUUUCCUCACGGGCUGGGUGUGGUUCAUCGGUAACUGGACAGCCAUCCUCUCCAUGAAUUUUGGCUUUGCUUCCAUGCUCUCGGCCUCGAUCUCCAUGUUUCAGCCUGGGUGGGAACCGAACAGCUGGGAACUUUUGCUGAUCUUUUACGCCGUCUGCAUCGGCACUUUUCUGAUCUGCACCUUUGGCAAUCGCUUCCUGCCUCACGUUGACCUCCUAUGUACCGUAUUCACAGCCGUCACCAUCGUUGUUGUGCUCAUCGCCUUGUCAACCACUGCUUCCACCGGCCGCCAUACGGCCGCCUAUGCCCUAGGCCACUACGACACGCAAUUCUCCGGCUGGGGUGGCUUUACCUUUUUCAUCGGCCUCCUCCCGGCGGCGUACACCUUCUGUGGGAUCGGAAUGAUCACCUCCAUGACCGAGGAAUGCGUGUCUCCAGCGCGCGCGGUUCCACAAGUCAUCAGUCUCACCAUCCCCGUCCUCGGGCCCGCGGGCCUCCUUUUCAUCCUACCCAUCUGCUUCACCUUGCCCCCUAUGGAAGAGAUCCUCACGGCUCCCGCCGGCCAAGCCCUACCGUACAUCUUCCACCGCGUGAUGGGCACGCCCGAGGGUGGCAUGGCUCUCAUCAUUCUGUUACUAGUCCUCAUCCUCUUCGGUUCAAUCAGCUCGACCGUCGCCGCCUCGCGAGCCACCUACGCCUUUGCACGCGACAACGCCCUCCCAUUCUCCGGCUUCUGGUCUCAGGUCCAGAACCCGUACGCCGUCUUCUCCUCCUUCUUCUCCUCAUCCUCAACAACUACCUCAGCCCAGCACGACGAAAGCACCACCACACCCGACACCGUGCCCUUCAACGCCCUCCUCGGCAGCACCAUCCUGCAAAUGCUGUUAGGGUUGAUCAACCUCGGCAGCACCAGCACCUUCACCGCCUUCGUCUCCGUCAGCACCAACGCCCUCUCCGUCGCUUAUGCCAUCCCCAUCGCGUUAAGUCUGCUGCACCGCCGCCGCGAAGUGUCCCGCGCCCCGUGGACCUGCGGACCGGUUUGGGGCCCGCUCAUCAACGUGGUCUCUCUGGCGUGGAUUGGGCUCGGACUGGUGCUGUUCAGUCUCCCCACGGCGCUGCCGGUCUCGCCCGCCUCAAUGAACUAUGCGGCUGUCGUACUCGUGGGGCUGUGGGGACUGGCGGCGGUGUGGUUUGGGAUUCAUGGAAGGAAAGUGUAUAAAGGUCCUCCGUUGGAAGGGGGUGAUUUCGAGUUGAGGAGGGUUUGACUAGAUCUUGGUCUUGGAGGAAGACAACAACAGAGAGGGUGGCUCGGCCUAGCCAGGGGUUGGAUACACCUGGCAACGGAUUGACUGGGGAGAGAGGUAAUAGACCGAUAGCAAAUUGUCGGGUUGAACGAAAAACGGAGUUUGGGGGACCCGCUUACUUUCUGAGGUUUGAAAUGCUGCAGUCGGCAUAGUUGGGUUUAAAUAUGGAAGUCAAACCAAU